AUGUCUCAGCCUGCCAGCGCAGUUCCGAAGCGCAUGACGACUCGACCUAAAAAUGCGACUCAGCAUCCAGGACAUAUCCUGACCGGGGGCGAAGGCCGAGUAAAGAGACGCACCAAAGCUCAAAAGGCUGCUGACGACCAGCGUGAAAAAGAGGAAAAGCAGGCAAGUGAGAUGGCUUUACAGGAAGGACAUAAGCGCGUUGCUGCAUUUCAGAAAAAAAUGCAGACAGACCAAGCUGCUGCACGCGCUGAUGCGCCAAAGCCUACUCGUCCCCGCCCACGCCCCGUAAAAAAGGUCGCAAAAGUCGCGGAGACCUCCAACUUGACGAUGACCGACGAUAAGGCCGUUAGUGCUAAUGGCAAGGGUGGUAGGGCUGGAGGUAAAUUAGCAGCCAGGGCUAACGUCGAACAUUCUGAGAGUGAUGCGGAGGAGGAGGAAGAGGAAAAGGUGCCAGUGCCAGUGGCACGCAAAAAGAAGGGGAAGAGGAUAGUUGUACCAGUGAAGACGCCAGUGAGAGAUGCAAUCGAAGCAAUGGAUGUUGAUAUCGUUUAUCAGCGAAUCACGAUGGCACGUGACGACGAUAGAAGUCUGACGAUGU
Molecule: messenger RNA, 598 nt
Organism: Suillus clintonianus
Lineage: Eukaryota; Fungi; Basidiomycota; Agaricomycetes; Boletales; Suillaceae
Exons: 1
Source: RefSeq, a predicted model, not a curated record